Macrosteles quadrilineatus (aster leafhopper) is the source of this 1467-nucleotide messenger RNA. RefSeq lists its product as uncharacterized. The transcript is spliced from 4 exons. The record is from RefSeq and is a predicted model, not a curated record. Bases 110 to 1390 code for a protein of 426 amino acids. NCBI's taxonomy places the organism in Eukaryota, Metazoa, Arthropoda, Insecta, Hemiptera, Cicadellidae.
UUGCUAUUAAAAAGUAAAUAUUUUCAACUAUAAGCAUAAACAUAUUCUGCAAAAGUGUAAAUUUUGUUAUUUUAAAUAGUUUUUUGUUCCUCAAAUAUAAUUUAAUAAGAUGGUUCGAAAGAAUAAGAUUAAACGCAAAUCUAACCAAAACAGUCACAGAUCAAGUGAAAAACAAAAGCGAAAACUGCCAGAAGAGCAAACCCAUAGUCCAAAUAAACGGAGAAUCUCAGAAAGAUACAAUCUUCGCUCGUCCAACUCAGUGAUAUUUGUUGGUGAGAUCCCUUGCUGCAGAACACCAGAGCAACAGAAGAAAUACACAAAGUUGGGGCUCAACUCUGCUUUAUUCUUGAAUAGUUCUUCACCUCCUAAACGUAAACAGUCCCACAUUUCAAUCAUAACUGUAUCAUCAGAAGAUGAAGUAACGAGUGAGGAAUUUACAUCAGAAUGGGUAAAAAACUUGAAUGAAAAUCAUAAUCAAAGUGAAGAAAAUGAACACUUAGAUGCUAUUAAUAAUCAUCAGAAAACAGAUGAAGACGGAGAGGAAGAUGAACAAUUAAACACUACUCAAAACCAAUGUGAAGAAAAUAAACUCUUGAAUGUUACUGAAAGUGAUCAGCAAGAUGAAGAAAGCAGACAUGUCGGUGGUAGUGAAAAUCAUCAGCACAGCGAAAGGGAUGAAACUUAUGUAACUCAAAGUUUUCAGAGCAGUAAAGAAGCUGAAAGUUUGGGUUGUAAUGCAAACUUAGUGAAGGAGCAAACUUUUCAUCCAAUGUGUUCAAGUACCCCUAACACUUCUGUUAGUUUUCACACUACUUUACAUUGUCAAACUGACAAAUGGAACAACCCGAUACAAUCAGAUCCUUGUACUCUGAAUUUAGCAGAAAAUACUGGAUACGACAAACAGGAUGAUACGAAUAAGUCACAUGAUGCCUGUUUGGUUGGAGCCUCCCAGGAAUCUAAAAGUUAUUUUCAAGAUCAGUUACGAACAGCCAAAAUAUCAACGUUUGUACCACCUUCACCUUCAACCUCAACUUAUAUAUAUCCAUCAAUGCAUCUACAAAAUGAAUCAAGGAUAUCUGCUUCUCAAAGUUUAGAUCCUAGAUCUAGAUACAUUGGAUCUUGCAACAACUCAACAAAGAACAAUGACAAAAAUAUGCCAUCAAAUUUUUAUUUUGGUUCUUUAUCAGGCCAAAACGUAACCAACCCCCUUGUAUCUCCAUUUGAGUCCUUCCUACAUGAUAGUAUGAAUCAACCAAACACAUCUGGUACGUUUAAACUUCCUUCAGCGAUUUCAAGUGAACAGCAGAGGCGAAAUGAGGUCGCCACAACCAACAGGAAUAUUGAAAAAGAAUCAGACAAUAGUAAUCCUGUAAACGUGUUACAAGACUGAUGAAAUGUUGUUGUGAUAUAUAACAAAUUAAUUUAUGUAAAAAUUCACUGUACAAAUAAAAAAUUUUUUCCAAAAAA